Messenger RNA from Phanerochaete carnosa HHB-10118-sp, 1078 nucleotides. RefSeq names its product glycosyltransferase family 2 protein. The record is from RefSeq and is a predicted model, not a curated record. The transcript is spliced from 3 exons. Bases 56 to 1012 code for a protein of 318 amino acids. Gene Ontology annotation, cellular component: endoplasmic reticulum membrane. Lineage: Eukaryota; Fungi; Basidiomycota; Agaricomycetes; Polyporales; Phanerochaetaceae.
UUGCUCGUCGACCACCUCGACCUGAAGAACUCGAAUCAGCACUAUGGUCGACCCCAUGACGCUCGUUGUCGGAGGCGGCACCUUUCUCCUGGCGUGUCUCAUUUCUUGUUACACAGUGCUCGUUUACCUCUCGCCCUCGCUAGUCGUUCCCGACCCAAAGGACAAACGCUACCGCUCGCGUACAAACCCCGACAAGUUCCUCCUCCUGCCGUCCGUGCACGACCCGCCUGAGGUCGACCUGACUGUUGUCGUCCCCGCAUACAAUGAGACAAAACGUAUGCCCGUAAUGCUCGAUGCUGUUCUUGAGCACUUCAAGACCUCACCGGCCCCUGCGAAGACUUUCGAGAUCCUCGUUGUCGAUGACGGCUCGAGUGACGGCACCGCGGACCUUGCACUCAACUUUGCGAAGGAGCACUCCAACUUGGACAUGCGCGUCGUAACGCUGAGCAAGAACCAGGGGAAGGGCGGUGCAGUGCGGCACGGGAUGAUGCACGCGCGCGGACGGAGGAUCAUCUUUGCGGAUGCCGACGGCGCGAGCAAGUUUGCGGACGUAGAGCUUCUGUGGAAGGCGAUGGACGAGCUUGGUGACGUGAACGGCAACAAGCCCGCUGUCGCGAUCGGCAGUCGGGCACACCUGGUCAAAACAGAAGCUGUCGUAAAGCGCUCGCUCCUGCGGAACAUCCUCAUGUAUGGCCUGCACACGAUCUUACGGCUCGUCGGCGUCGGACACAUCCGCGACACGCAAUGUGGUUUCAAGCUCUUCUCGCGGCCCGCGGCGCGGCUCAUAUUCCCGUACCAACACCUCACGACGUGGAUCUUCGACGUCGAGGUCCUUCUUCUCGCGAAGCAGCUCGCGAUCGCCGUCGCCGAGGUGCCCAUCGAGUGGCACGAGGUUUCAGGCAGCAAGUUGAACGUCGUUACCGACAGCCUGCAGAUGCUCCGGGACCUGCUCGUGCUGCGCGCGAAUGUACUCAUAGGACGCUGGAAGGCUCCGCCCGCGAAUGGAAAGUAGAAAUACGCUUAGGCAUGGAUUCUUAGAAUCAUUAUUAUUGUUAUGAAACUCAUUGCCUCUACACUC